Molecule: messenger RNA, 2534 nt
Organism: Esox lucius (northern pike)
Lineage: Eukaryota; Metazoa; Chordata; Actinopteri; Esociformes; Esocidae
Product: CD5 antigen-like
Exons: 6
Coding region: 992-1930 (312 amino acids)
Cellular component (GO): membrane
Source: RefSeq, a predicted model, not a curated record
UAGAAAUAGAGGUAGGGAUGGAGGUAGGAAUGGAGGUAGGAAUAGAGGUAGGAAUAGAGGUAGGAAUAGAGGUAGGAUCAGGGUGGUUUCGUUUGUUUAGUAGAUAGUAGUUUAAUACUUGAGUAUAGAUGUAACCAGUCUGCUGCAGGUACUGGACUAUAAGACAAUGGAUGUCUGAGGUUGGAUGUGGAGGACCGGCUGUUCUGGUUGGUUCAGGGAAAGAAGGAAGCAUAAAAACAAAUGGGAGGGAAAGAAGAGAUGAAGAAGAGAUAAAGAAAAAAAGACUACAGAAGGGAAAUAAAAGGAGAAAUUAACGGGGAAAUGUUUAGACUAUUAGAGGAAAUAUAGAUGUGGUUUUAUGAGGAAAUAUUUAAAUGUAUCUUUUUUUUCAUUUCUCAGAACCUGGUGAUGUCAGGCUGGUGGGAGGAGCCAGUCGGUGUGCUGGUGGAGUGGAGUGGUACCACCAGGGAGAGUGGAGGAUUGUGGGAACUGUAACUGACAGUAAAAGUUUCAGGAAGGAUGCAUCCACAGUAGUGUGUAGACAGUUGGGUUGUGGCCCACUGAUUCAGUAAUACCUGGAAACACCACUAGAGGGACGGCUGUUUCCUGUAAAGGACAUGAGACUGCACUGAGAGAAUGUUUGAUCCAACAGGAUGUUAUUUCCUAUUCAUUCACAGUGAUCUGCCGGGAAUCUGUGAGGAUUGUGCCGGGACUUACUAUCUGCUCUGGGAGGGUGGAGGUGAAGUCCAAUCAGACCUGGGUCUCAGUGUGCAAAGCUGAAUUUGACCAGCAGGAUGCAGAGGUGGUCUGUAGGGAGCUUGGCUGUGGGGCUCCUCACUUCCUAUGGGGGGGGCUCUAUGCAGGUGAGGGUCAGACCUGGGAUGAAGAGUUCCAGUGUAAAGGCCAUGAGACCCGUCUUCUGGACUGUGAAACCUCAGACAGAAAAAACCGCACCUGCAGUUAUUGUGAAACUGUUGGAAUCUUCUGCUCAAUGCCUGGUGGUGUGAGGCUGGUGGGCGGAGACAGUCGUUGUGCUGGUGAAGUGGAGUGGUACUAUCAUGGAGAGUGGAGGAUUGUGGGAACUUCUGACGAUAACAGUUAUAGGACAGAUGCAUCUGCAGUUGUGUGUAGACAGAUGCGUUGUGGCUCCAGUGUUUCAGUCAUACCUGGAAACACCACUAGAGAGCCUGGAGUUUCCUGUUUUGGGACUGAGUCUGCACUGAGGGAAUGUGGGAUAGAUAAGGAUUCUAUUCUAAAUGUUACUUUGUCUUCAUUCACAGUUAUCUGCUCAGUCCAGCCUGAUAUCUACCUGACUGACUCAAUGGGAGGGGUCUUUAGGGGCCACCAGGAGCCUGAGAUGUUCAGGGGCUCCAACUUCACCAUCACCUGCUCCACUCAGCCACAGUACCCAGGAGGCUCCUUCCUCCUCACGUUCAUCGGCUCCAACAGAACCCAGACCCAGACCCAGCCAGCUGUCAAUCACUCAGCUGUCUUCCUCUUCUCUGCUGCAGACGACUCCCACCAAGGAAACUACAGAUGUGUUUAUUACAAUUAUGUUUUCUCUCAUAACUUCUACUGUGAGAGUCAGCUCCUCUUCCUCACCGUCACAAGGACUGAUGAUGUGAGGCUGGUGGGUGGAGAUAGUCACUGUGCUGGUGAAGUGGAGUGGUACUAUCAUGGAGAGUGGAGGAUUGUGGGAACUGUGGACAUGAACAGUUUCAGGAAGCGAGUAGCUGCUGUAGUUUGUAGACAGUUGGGUUGUGGUUCUACUGUUUCAAUAUCCCCACCUGCAAAGAGAAUUCAUGGGACUGGAUGUCAAUGCUCUGGGUCUGAGCCUCGACUGAGGAACUGUCUCACUCGGUUGGCUACGAACUUGUUUUCAUUGUCUGUGGUCUGCUCAGACCACCAGGGGGCAGGAGAGAGUGAAUAGGGUUCCCAGCAUGGAUCUUCUGUCAGAUCCAAAGUCACCGAGACCGUCUCCAUGGAAACCAGAACUGAAGAAGGGCCUGGAGAAGAGUAGGAUGACCCUGGUGACCCUACAUGCUGAUUAGGAAAUCAACCUGAAAUCAAUAACCUUAUAUAACUUUUAUAACUCAUGAUCAGAUUUAAUUCAAACAAGAAUUUUUUUUAAAGAAAUCAUAGUUUUACUUGAUUUUUGCAUGAUGAUGUUUUUAUCAGAUGAUGUGCUGUUAUUUUGUUUAAGGUUUUCUGUUAUUGUUUAUAAUCCAGGUUAUAGUUGUGAUGUUAUUUUUACCACAGAUAAUGAUAAGUGUUAGAGUGACAGUAUUGUCCUUAGUGCAGCUGUGAUAUAUUAUAGAUUGUGUUGUAUGCAAAUCAGUUAAUCCAUAAUUAAGUAAAGUUAAUCAAUAUCACAAUGACAUGAUUGACUUUAAAAGGUCAUUUUGACAUGAUAAUCCAUGUGUUUCAUGUGACCACAGAUUAUUUUACUGUUAUUUACUCUAUCCAGAAAAAUAGCUGUUGCUCUAUAAACUGCCAUGUAAUCAGUGUAUACCUUUAAUAAACUCACAGGCUGA